AGCCAAAUCGGAUCUUCUACAAUGCGACAGGCAUACCAGUGAAUAACUCUCUCUUGACGACUUCGUACGCAGUAUUGUUUUGCUUUCUGUAUCCGACUUCCUUUUUGCGUUGCACAUCGUAAUUUCUCCUUAUUAUUACAUAAGGAAGUGUAUCGCACUGUAACAUAGUCAUUAGCAGGGUGCACGAAUUAUUGACGACGUGUCCUUCGCCAACCAUGGAGCCGUCAUUGAAGAGACAGAAAUCUGAAACUGAUAACCCGUAUUUGGCUCAUUUGAACGAUGAUGACACUUCCUCUAGUGGAGGAUUGACGAGACACUGCACCACUGCGGAACAAGCUCAAAAAGCUGAGGACGGUCCAAACAAUUUUUUUACGGGUCAGCCAUUGUCUGAAAAGUAUUUUGGUAUCUUAAAGGUUCGUCGUGAUCUUCCCGUGCACCAGCAGCGUGCCGAGUUCUUGAAACUUUACCAAGAAAAUCAAAUUCUCGUGUUUGUUGGUGAGACAGGUUCUGGUAAGACAACUCAAAUUCCUCAGUUCGUCUUGUACGAUGAGUUGCCGCACUUAGUCGGAAAACAGGUUGCUUGUACGCAACCUCGACGUGUUGCUGCCAUGUCUGUGGCCAAACGUGUCGCUGACGAGAUGGAUGUUCGUUUGGGUGAAGAAGUUGGUUACAACAUUCGUUUUGAGGACUGUACUGGCCCUAAGACUCUGUUGCGUUAUAUGACAGAUGGUAUGCUUCUUCGUGAAGCAAUGACAGACCCCGAGCUGUCUCGUUACUCCUGUGUUAUUCUUGAUGAAGCUCACGAACGUACUUUGGCAACGGAUAUUCUUAUGGGUUUGGUUAAAAAGUUGGCUCUUCGUCGUAAGGACCUGAAGAUUAUUGUCAUGUCUGCUACUUUGGAUGCACAAAAGUUCCAGAAGUAUUUUUAUGACGCACCUCUUCUCGCCGUCCCCGGUCGUACCCAUCCCGUCGAGAUUUACUACACUCAAGAACCUGAGCGGGACUACCUGGAAGCUGCCUUGCGUACCGUACUUCAAAUUCAUGUCGAGGAGGGUCCGGGUGAUAUUUUGGUUUUCCUUACUGGUGAAGAGGAAAUUGAAGAUGCUUGUCGGAAACUUUCCCUUGAAUGCGACGAGCUUGUUCGUGAAGGAGCUGCUGGUCCUUUGAAUGCAUAUCCCUUGUAUGGUUCACUUCCUCCCAAUUUGCAACAACGUAUUUUCGAGAAAGCCCCUGCUGACACGAAAAACGGCUACGGUCGCAAGGUGGUUGUGUCUACUAACAUUGCUGAAACUUCACUGACCAUUGAUGGUAUUGUGUAUGUAGUGGAUCCUGGUUUCAGCAAGCAAAAGAUCUACAAUCCUCGUAUUCGUGUUGAAUCAUUGCUUAUUAGUCCCAUCAGUAAGGCAAGUGCGCAACAACGUGCUGGUCGUGCUGGUCGUACGCGUCCCGGUAAAUGUUUCCGUCUGUACACUGAGGACGCUUUCCGGAAGGAGUUGAUUGAGCAGAGUUACCCUGAAAUUUUGCGCAGCAACUUAUCGAGUACGGUUUUGGAACUGAAGAAACUUGGUAUUGAUGAUCUGGUGCAUUUUGACUACAUGGAUCCCCCUGCACCUGAAACCAUGAUGCGUGCUUUGGAAGAGCUUAAUUACUUGGAAUGUCUCGAUGACAACGGUGACUUGACACCUUUGGGUCGCAAAGCUUCAGAAUUUCCCUUGGAUCCUCACUUAGCAGUGAUGUUGAUUCGUAGCCCGGAGUUUUUCUGCAGUAAUGAGGUGCUUUCUAUCACGGCUAUGCUGUCGGUUCCUAAUGUUUUCGUUCGGCCUCCUGCAGCCCGUAAGCAGGCUGAUGAAAUGCACGCACAAUUUGCACAUCCCGACGGUGAUCAUUUGACCUUGCUCAACGUUUACCACGCUUAUAGAUCUGGUGCUGGUGACUCUGACUGGUGCUGGAACCACUUUUUGUCUCAGCGUGCCCUUAUUAGUGCAGACAAUGUUCGCAACCAAUUGCGCCGUACGAUGGAACGUUUGGAUGUGAAGCUUGUAUCGACGCCAUUUGAGGACCGAAACUACUAUAACAACAUUCGUCGUUCACUUGUCACUGGCUUCUUCAUGCAGGUUGCAAAGAAGAGUGCGAAUGGUAAAAGCUAUGUAACGAUGAAGGAUAACCAAGUUGUCCAACUGCAUCCUUCUUGUGGCUUGUCUGUGACCCCAGAGUGGGUCAUGUAUAAUGAGUUUGUCCUUACUACGAAGAACUUUAUUCGUACCGUCACGGCCGUUCGUCCUGAAUGGCUAGUUGAGCUGGCAACGAACUACUACGACCUGGAGGAUUUCGAAAACAACCGGGAAGUACACAGUGCUCUCAAGAAGGUCUAUCAAAUCGCUGCUCGUACGAGAAAAACGCGUCGCUAAUCAUGGUUAUAUAACGGGGGUCUUUUUAAAUGGUUUCGACGACGUAUUGUGUCGCUCUGUUGUUGGCGAUACGUGUUAAAAAAAAUAAUAAGCGUGUCCAUGCCUCGGACGCUUACGCAUGCAAUAUCUUUUUGAUUACUGUCGGGUUCGACAGUUCCUACUAUCCAAACAUUUGCUUUCUUUUUGUACUAUGGUAGAGUGUUAAUAUUGGUAUUCAAUAGAUGGGAGAUACCCAAGUAGCGCUUGGGUAUUUCAAAUUCAUUUUUUCGUUAGUAUUGAGGGUGGAUGCAUAGCAGUUU
Messenger RNA from Schizosaccharomyces japonicus yFS275, 2707 nucleotides. RefSeq names its product ATP-dependent RNA helicase Prp43. NCBI's taxonomy places the organism in Eukaryota, Fungi, Ascomycota, Schizosaccharomycetes, Schizosaccharomycetales, Schizosaccharomycetaceae. The record is from RefSeq and is a predicted model, not a curated record. Gene Ontology annotation, cellular component: nucleus; post-mRNA release spliceosomal complex; spliceosomal complex. The transcript has a single exon. Gene Ontology annotation, molecular function: nucleotide binding; RNA helicase activity; ATP binding. Gene Ontology annotation, biological process: ribosomal large subunit biogenesis; maturation of LSU-rRNA from tricistronic rRNA transcript (SSU-rRNA, 5.8S rRNA, LSU-rRNA); maturation of 5.8S rRNA from tricistronic rRNA transcript (SSU-rRNA, 5.8S rRNA, LSU-rRNA). The coding region runs from base 216 to 2408 and encodes 730 amino acids.